CGUGCAGUCGCACUGACCACCUCCGUCAGUCGCGCCGCACCUCGAACUUUCUGUCGCGACACUCAACGUCACCACCACCGCCGCCAUGCCCGUUCAACUCCUUCAACGCCUUGUACGGCCAUCAGUCUUUGCGCAAUCGCCUCUGGCUGCUGCGCGCGCCGCUGCGCCGCUCCACAAUGCCUUCGCUGGCCUCUCCCUCGCCCCUACACCAGCAUCGCGCGCCAACAAAUGCACAUUGAUCCAGGUCCUGCGGCAAGGAAGGAUACAGCAGAGGGUGCGAAAGUUGCGAUCGCCGCAGCUUGCCAACAGACCAGAACUCAAGGGCGUGUGCUUGAAGGUCGGCACAACCAAGCCCAAGAAGCCCAAUUCUGGCGAGAGGAAGAUUGCUAGGGUGCGUCUGAGCACAGGAAAGGUUAUCACAGCAUACAUCCCUGGAGAAGGCCACAACGUGCAGCAGCAUUCGGUCGUGAUGGUGCGAGGAGGGCGUGCGCAGGAUUGCCCUGGUGUGAAAUACCACUUGGUCAGAGGAGCGCUGGAUUUGGGAGGUGUCGGUAGCAGGAUUACAUCGAGAUCGAAGUACGGAACAAAGAAGCCAAAGAAGGCCUCCGCCGAGUAAGAAAAUGUACACAGACAUGUAUAUUCGUGUAACAUAUUUGGCAUCAAUGGCGUUGAAAUUGGAGGUGGCUACGAGCUACGCUGAUACAUCCACGGAAUCUUGUACGAAUGUCACUGAAGUUUAUCCCACGUCAAUCAAAACAUGACUUUCUGGCUUCUCUCGCGUCCGAUGUGGGUGAGCAGAAGCAUCACGAGGCC
This is a messenger RNA of Boeremia exigua, 813 nucleotides long. RefSeq lists its product as uncharacterized. Bases 86 to 616 code for a protein of 176 amino acids. Gene Ontology annotation, cellular component: small ribosomal subunit; ribosome. Gene Ontology annotation, biological process: translation. The record is from RefSeq and is a predicted model, not a curated record. NCBI's taxonomy places the organism in Eukaryota, Fungi, Ascomycota, Dothideomycetes, Pleosporales, Didymellaceae. Gene Ontology annotation, molecular function: structural constituent of ribosome. The transcript has 3 exons.